Fragaria vesca subsp. vesca is the source of this 1884-nucleotide messenger RNA. Its product is annotated as aspartate--tRNA ligase, cytoplasmic-like. Gene Ontology annotation, biological process: aspartyl-tRNA aminoacylation. The coding region runs from base 35 to 1690 and encodes 551 amino acids. Lineage: Eukaryota; Viridiplantae; Streptophyta; Magnoliopsida; Rosales; Rosaceae. Gene Ontology annotation, cellular component: cytoplasm; cytosol; aminoacyl-tRNA synthetase multienzyme complex. Gene Ontology annotation, molecular function: ATP binding; aspartate-tRNA ligase activity; RNA binding. The record is from RefSeq and is a predicted model, not a curated record. The transcript is spliced from 10 exons.
CUCAUUCUCCGAUCCUAAACCCUAGAUUCCCAAAAUGUCAGAACCUCAGCCAGCCUCCGAGCUCAGCCACGAGCCUGAGAACGGCGAGAACGGAACGAACGGAGACGCCGCCUCAGUGAGCAAAAAGGCGGCAAAGAAAGAAGCCGCCAAGCAAGAGAAGCUCCGCCGCCGCCAGGAGCAAGAAUCGGCCGCCGCCGCCGCCCGCGCGCAGUCCGCUGACUCGGAGGACCCGCUCGCCGAGAACUACGGCGACUUGCCGCUGAUUCAGCUCCAAUCGAUGAGGAUCGCCGACGUCAAGGACUGGACUGAGGUCGGAGCUCUGACGGAGGCGUUGAAGGACAAGCAGGUUCAGAUACGCGGGCGCGCGCAGACGAUCCGAGCCGUCGGGAAGAACAUGGCGUUCAUUGUGGUGAGAGAGAAGGGGUUCACGGUUCAGUGCGUCGCGACGGUCCAGCCGGAGAUUGUGAGCCGUCAGAUGGUGAAAUACGUGGCGGGGCUGAGCCGCGAGUCGAUUAUUGACAUUGAAGGGAUUGUGUCUGUUCCUGGAACGCCGAUUAUAAGCGCUUCACAGCAGGUGGAGGUGCAAGUCAGAAAGGUGUACUGUAUUAGUAGGGCGGCUGUUUUGCCUAUUAAUGUUGAGGAUGCUGCUCGAAGUGAUGCCGAGAUUGAAAGAGCUAAUCAGGCUGGAGAACAAAUGGUUCGUGUGAACCAGGACACUCGACUGAACUACCGAGUACUCGACUUGCGCACACCAGCUAACCAAGGGAUCUUCAGAAUCCAGAGUCGAGUUGGAACUAUCUUCAGGGAGUUCCUGCUGUCCCAAGGGUUUUUUGAAAUCCACUCACCCAAACUGAUUGCUGGUUCAAGUGAAGGUGGGGCUUCGGUGUUCAAGCUGGACUACAAGGGGCAACCUGCCUGCCUUGCCCAGUCACCUCAGCUCCACAAGCAGAUGUCCAUUUGUGGUGACUUUGGACGUAUUUUUGAGAUCGGACCUGUUUUCAGAGCUGAGGACUCCUACACACACAGGCAUCUAUGUGAGUUCACUGGUCUUGAUGUCGAGAUGGAGAUUAAGUGGAGCUACUUCGAGGUUAUGGAUGUUGUUGACAAGUUGUUUGUUACAAUGUUCAACUAUUUGAACCAAAAUUGCGAGAAAGAAUUUGAUGCCGUAAGGAGGCAGUAUCCCUUUGAACCGCUUAAGUAUCUACCUGAGACUCUACGUCUUACUUUUGCGGAAGGUGUUCAAAUGCUAAAGGAUGCUGGUGUUGAAGUUGAUCCAAUGGGGGACCUUAAUACCGAGGCGGAGAGGAAGUUGGGCCAAUUAGUUCUGGAAAAAUAUAACACUGAGUUCUACAUCCUUCAUCGAUAUCCAUUGGCUGUGAGGCCGUUUUACACCAUGCCUUGCCAUGACAAUAAGGAGUACAGUAAUUCAUUUGACGUCUUCAUUCGAGGUGAGGAGAUUAUAUCCGGAGCGCAACGUGUCCAUGUGCCGGACUUCUUGGCUGAACGUGCUGAAGCACGCGGUAUUGAUGUCAAGACAAUAUCAACAUACAUUGAUUCCUUCAGAUAUGGUGCACCUCCCCAUGGUGGAUUUGGAGUAGGGCUGGAGCGUGUGGUGAUGCUCUUCUGUGGGUUGAACAACAUCCGCAAGACAUCCUUAUUCCCGCGUGAUCCGCUCAGGCUAGCUCCUUGAUUUCCUUGGUCAGCUUAGCAAGCAAGUAGCAGUUUCGUGUUUAGCAUAUAAUGUUGGGAUUUUCUAGUACUUAUAAAUGGUUAUUCAGUUGUUUGAUAUGUCCAACUCGUUCAACUCAUAAUUGGAACAAGCAGUAUGCACGAGGUCCUAUUGAUAUUUCCUUUCCAUAUAUAUGGUUUUUGUUUCAUAGAUGC